Molecule: messenger RNA, 2120 nt
Organism: Vespula vulgaris
Lineage: Eukaryota; Metazoa; Arthropoda; Insecta; Hymenoptera; Vespidae
Gene: Fnta
Product: protein farnesyltransferase/geranylgeranyltransferase type-1 subunit alpha
Exons: 5
Coding region: 140-1129 (329 amino acids)
Biological process (GO): protein farnesylation; protein geranylgeranylation
Cellular component (GO): CAAX-protein geranylgeranyltransferase complex; cytoplasm; protein farnesyltransferase complex
Molecular function (GO): protein farnesyltransferase activity; CAAX-protein geranylgeranyltransferase activity
Source: RefSeq, a predicted model, not a curated record
UUUUUAGGUUUAGACAAAAUAGUAUUCCAAUAAAUGUAGAGGGCGUGUAGCACGGUGCUGAAUGUAAAGCGAACCUAUUGAUAAUAAAGGCUUAAUAAAACUUUUCUUCUUAAUUAAAUUGAAUUUAUGAAGUUAAAAUAUGACGGAUAGUUCGGACGAAGAAUUACACGGUGCAGAGGGAGACGAAAAUUGGGUUUUAUAUCGAAAUCGUGAUGAAUGGAACGAUGUGACUCCUUUAUCUCAAGAUGAUGGUCCAAAUCCAAUUGUUGCUAUUGCUUAUUCUGAUAAAUUUCAAGAUUCAUAUGAUUAUUUUCGAGCAAUUUUAAAAUCUGGGGAAAAGUCAGAACGUGCUUUAGGAUUGACAGAAGACUGUAUUUGGUUAAAUCCUGCAAAUUACACAGUAUGGCAAUUCAGAAGGGAAAUAAUUAAAGCUUUAGGAAAAGAUUUUAAAGAAGAGUUAAUAUAUAUAGAGAAGAUUAUAAAAUACAAUUCCAAGAAUUAUCAAGUUUGGUAUCACAGAAAAGUUAUUAUAGAAUGGCUGCAAAAUGCUUCAGAAGAGUUGGAAUUUACCAAGGUUAUCUUACGAAAAGAUGCAAAAAAUUACCAUGCCUGGCAACAUCGUCAAUGGUGCAUUAAAACAUUUAAUUUAUAUGAUCAGGAAUUGGAAUACGUAGAACAGUUAUUAAAUGAGGAUGUUAGAAAUAAUUCUGCAUGGAAUCAACGUUAUUUUGUUAUAAGUAAUACAACUAAGUUUGAAUCAAAUGUAAUCAACAAAGAAGUUGAUUUUGCUUUGGAAAAAAUUUCUUUAGUCAAAGGAAAUGAAAGUGCCUGGAAUUAUCUUAGAGGUAUACUUAUGCAUGAUAGUGCUGGUUUAACUCACAAUGACAAAGUACGUAAAAAAUGUGUAGAACUUUAUGAGGCAGGAUAUCGGACCAAUCAUUUGUUAGCCUGUAUCAUUGAUAUUUGCCAGAACAGUUGUAUAAACGACGAAUCACCCGAAUCAAUAUUUCACAUCAAUAAUGCUCUGAAGCUGUGCAAAGAGCUAUCCGAAAAUUACGAUAAGAUCAGAGAACGAUACUGGAAUUAUAUUGGCCAUCAAUUAUUACAGAAGUUAGAAACGGUGUCGUAAUAUUUUCUAAAUCGAACAAUGGCUUCUCAAGCGGCUCAUAUAAGUCAUUGUCAAAUGGUUCUACUAUUGGAACUUUCAUACAUUAACAUUUAUCUUUUACAAUGCUAAGAUGUAUAUACUAAGGAAAGACUUAAUGGUUAUAAGGCAAUCUUAUUUUACACGAUGUAACUUAAGAUUUAUGUUUCUGAAAAUACUAUACUUUUUUAUUUUCACGAAAUAAAAAAAUGUAAUAACUCUAAACUAUAUAAAAAUUUUAUAUUUUUAGAAAAAUGAUACCUCAAUUACGAAACCUUUUAAAAAUACAGAAUGGAGUUUUUAGGAGAAAGAGUAGUGUGCAAUGACGAACAUUAAUAUCUAUUUAUUUAUAAAAUAGUUACAGAUUCCCGUGUAUAAUACAUAAGUAAUUGGCAAUAAUCAUUCAUUAUAAUAAAUAGCUAGGCAUUGGCGUAAACUAAUCAUAAAAACCUAACUUUUAAUAUAGCAUUUUUAUUUCUGAGGGAUGCUCAGUUUUUAGUACCCUUUCUAAACUGAUAGAAAACCGAGGCUUCAUUACUAAAAAAUGUGAGACGAUUUUAAUCUCAAAAUAGGUAUAUAUGCCUUCUUUGGAGGCAGUUAGCGGAUCGUCUGAAACGAGAAGCGAUUUUCGUUGCGGACAAGCGACGGGCAGUGACUGUGUUGCUCGAGCCGGACGAUUCGCUUUUAUGUCUAGAUAUGAGAAUUUUUUCUUUUCUUUCCUUUUCUUUCUUUCUGUUUUUUUGUUUUUAUUAAUAGUUUCUGGCCCUUCCGUAGGAUCUAACGAUACCCUAAUGAUAUAGGAAAGCAUAUUUUUUCGAAACUUGUAUUUAUUUUGGAUAACACAUAUUGAUAAUAUAUAAAAAAACACAACACUUCUUUCUAUCCUUCGUUCGAAAUCUUAUCUGAUGAGUAAUGUUACACGAGCUACUAUAUAUAAAAAAGAAAAAAGAUAAUAAAAAAAAAAAAAGAAAAGAAG